AUGGUGUUUUUUGGCUAUAUGUUAUCCAGUGUAAUCUUUGGACUUUUAGCUGAUCGAUAUGGCCGCUGGAAAAUUUUAUUUCUCUCUUUCAUCUGGGGAUCAUAUUUCUCUUUGCUGACAUCGUUCUCUCCUUCAUACAUCUGGUUUGUUUUCCUCCGGACCAUGGUGGGAUGUGGCGUGUCAGGUCAUGCUCAAGGGCUUAUAAUAAAAACUGAAUUCUUGCCUACAAAGUAUCGGGGCUAUAUGCUGCCAUUAUCACAGGUGUUUUGGUUGGCAGGCUCUUUAUUAAUUAUCGGGCUGGCAUCAGUGGUUAUCCCAACCCUUGGAUGGCGAUGGCUGAUCAGAAUUGCCUCUCUCCCAGGCAUAGUUCUCCUCUUAGCAUUUAAGUUUAUCCCUGAGUCUGCUCGGUAUAAUGUUUCUAGUGGAAAUGACAAAGCUGCCCUUGCAACGCUGCAGUGGAUUGCCAAGAUGAACCGUUCCGUUAUGCCUGAAGGAAAGCUGGUGGAACCUGUUAAUGAAAAAAGAGGCCGGUUCAAAGACCUAAUGGAUCGCAAAUACUUACGGACAACUUUGCAGAUAUGGAUUAUAUGGCUUGGCAUAUCUUUUGCUUACUAUGGUGUCAUCCUGGCCAGUGCAGAGUUACUGGAGAAGAACCUGGUCUGUGCAACAGGAGGAGGAGGAGCUGAAGAGGCAGAGAUUGGCAAUGCUGCAGAGGAGAUCCGGAGUCCUUGCCUGUGUCACUUGUUUGCCCCUUCAGAUUAUCAGGUCAUGAUCAUCAGCACAAUUGGAGAGAUUGCAUUAAACCCCGUAAACAUUCUGGGCAUCAAUUUCCUGGGCAGGAGACUGAGCCUGACAAUAACAAUGGGGUGUACAGCAUUGUUCUUCCUUCUCCUCAACAUAUGCACUUCAAGUGCGGGCCUCAUUGGUUUUCUCUUCAUGUUGCGUGCCUUGGUAUCUGCAAAUUUCAAUACCAUCUACAUAUACACGGCAGAGGUUUAUCCUACUUCAAUGAGAGCCCUUGGACUGGGGACUAGCGGAUCACUCUGUCGCAUCGGUGCUAUGGUGGCACCUUUCAUAGCACAAGUGCUUAUGAAUGCUUCUUUCUUGGGAGCGCUUUGCCUAUUUGCUUCAGUCUGUGUUGUAUGUGCUGUUUCGGCUUUCACUCUACCCAUAGAGACCAAAGGAAGAGCCCUUCAGCAAUCAAAAUGAAGACACAGAGGCUGGAAAAAAGCACGAUAAAUAACCUGCUAUCAAAU
Eublepharis macularius is the source of this 1256-nucleotide messenger RNA. RefSeq names its product SVOP like (gene SVOPL). Gene Ontology annotation, biological process: transmembrane transport. Gene Ontology annotation, cellular component: membrane. The record is from RefSeq and is a predicted model, not a curated record. The transcript has 12 exons. The coding region runs from base 1 to 1209 and encodes 402 amino acids. NCBI's taxonomy places the organism in Eukaryota, Metazoa, Chordata, Lepidosauria, Squamata, Eublepharidae. Gene Ontology annotation, molecular function: transmembrane transporter activity.